AUGACCAGCAGAACAAAGAAAGAAGAGCAGAAGAAAGAUGAGGGGAACAUCAUGGCUGUGCUAACGGCUACGCUAGCCGAACACAAGAAAUCCCUCUCAGCGGAGUUCAAUGCGGCGUUUACUAAACUGGAAUCAAAACGGGAGCACUUUGAAUCCACCAUUACUACCCACCACCAGCGAAUUUCAUCACUGGAAAAUGUGGCCCCCUACCAUGAGCGAGACUACGGGCAAUUCAGGCUGAGCUGGCUUAGGGUGACCGGAGAGAACAACGGGCUAAAAGCUAAGCUAAUUGACUUGGAAGUAGGAGCCGCCGCAACAACGCUAGAAAUAGUUAGGAGUGCGGCGAGCCACGAUGGCAUGUGCACCCACUCAAUGCCCCAGAAUCCCUACAAGGAAGAGCAGCUCCGGUAUGUCCUCCUUGUUCACUGUGGCGGGAAUAACCUGGGCGAUAUCAAGCGUGUGAACCUUAUUGCAGGAAUGAAGGAGGACCUGCAGCACUAUCUUCUAUGGCAUCACCCAGAGAUGCAGGUUGAUGGGAGCAGUCUGUACAUCACAGAUGAUGCAAACACCGCAACAUUUCCAGAGCCAUCUGGACGUUUUUGCACCCACAAUCUUAUACAUCGCGGUCAUUACGAGGUUCACGGGGAACAAGAUCAAAGUCCGCUUCCUGCGAGCAGAGCCGUACCCACGGCUGCUGUUCCUUUUGCCUUCAUGCGCCGCUCUGCCUCUGACGCUGCUGCUUCCACCGAAACACCACGACCUUCCCUUGGAACUCCACGAGCUACUGGCCUGUUCUCUGCAAGAUCCUUCCAAAGGUCAAUCCAUGUUGCUGAAAUAGUAAAUGACAAGCUCAGUACUUCCAGGACAGUUGUCAUUCGCUUUUUGGAAGCUGAUGCAAAUGUGGAACGAAUAACAGCAAAGGUGAAGGAUGCAUUAGGCUGUGAUGAGCCACUUACCCUGACAGACAGCCAAGGGAAUGAAAUAGUGGACUCAGAGGGCACAAGAAGUUCCCAAUACUGGAAACAGAACUCCAGAAAAAUCUAUGCCAUCUCUGAAUAUGACUUUGUGGAGUUCCAGAAUGGAAGAAGAGCUAAAGCAAGCCGAAGGGCUGAAGACAGUUGGAGUGCACAAGAGGUCAUUGGUAAAAUUGACCAACUAAAGCAAGCUGCAGAGAGCCUCCAAGACAUCACUACAACCAUAAACCAGCUGUCUGAGCUUGCAAAGUCCAAAACCACAACAGGGAUGCCAGUUGCUUGUCUGCAGACUUUAAAGGACGCCCUCACCUGUCUAAUUUGUAAAGGAGAUCCCAAAAAAGAGUAA
Messenger RNA from Etheostoma spectabile (orangethroat darter), 1320 nucleotides. RefSeq lists its product as uncharacterized. Bases 1 to 1320 code for a protein of 439 amino acids. The record is from RefSeq and is a predicted model, not a curated record. The transcript has 8 exons. NCBI's taxonomy places the organism in Eukaryota, Metazoa, Chordata, Actinopteri, Perciformes, Percidae.